Gigantopelta aegis is the source of this 1959-nucleotide messenger RNA. RefSeq names its product mucin-2-like. The transcript has 3 exons. Bases 1 to 1959 code for a protein of 652 amino acids. Lineage: Eukaryota; Metazoa; Mollusca; Gastropoda; Neomphalida; Peltospiridae. The record is from RefSeq and is a predicted model, not a curated record.
AUGAAGCGCAACAUCGUCACGUGCUGCUUACGCAGUGUUUCACUACCCUAUCUAAACACCCUCACCCCUACCUCACAACCCUCACCCCUACCUCACAACCCUCACCCCUACCUCUACGUAUUCACAUAUACCUCACCCCUACCUCACAACCCUCACCCCUACUUCCACGUCUUCACAUAUACCUCACUCCUACACCACAACCCUCACCCCUACCUCACAACCCUCACCCCUACCCCACAACCCUCACCCCUACUUCCACGUCUGCACAUAUACCUCACCCGUACCUCACAACCCUCACCCAUACUUCCACAUCUCAUAUACCUCACCCAUACUUCACAACCCUCACCCCUACUUCCACGUCUUCACAUAUACCUCAUCCCUACCUCACAACCCUCACCCCUACUUGACAACCUCACCCCUACCUCCACGUCUCCACAUAUACCUCACCCCUACCUCACAACCCUCACCCCUACUUCCACGUCUUCACAUAUACCUCACCCCUACCUCGCAACCCUCACCCCUACUUCCACAUCUCCUCAUAUACCUCACCCAUACCUCACAACCCUCACCCCUACUUCCACGUCUUCACAUAUACCUCACUCCUACCUCACAACCCUCACCCCUACCUUCACGUCUUCACAUAUACCUCACCCCUACCUCACAACCCUCACCCCUACCUUCACGUCUUCACAUAUACCUCACCCCUACCUCACAAUCCUCACCCUACCCCACAAGCCUCACCCCUACUUCCACGUCUUCACAUAUACCUCAUCCCUACUUCACAAUCCUCACAACCCUCACCCUACCUCACAACCCUCACCCCUACUUCCACGUCUUCUCAUAUACCUCACCCCUACCUCACAACCCUCACCCCUACCUCACGAACCUCACCCCUACCUCCACCUCACAAGCCUCAUCCCUACUUCACAACCCUCACCCCUACCUCACAACCCUCACCCCUACUUCCACGUCGUCUCAUAUACCUCACCCCUACCUCACAAUCCUCACCCCUACUUCCACAUCUCCUCAUAUACCUCACCCCUAGCUCACAACCCUCAUCCCUACUACCACGUCUUCACAUAUACCUCACCCCUACCUCACAACCCUCACCCCUACCUCACAACCCUCACCCCUACUUCCAAGUCUUCUCAUAUACCUCACCCCUACCUCACAAUCCUCACCCCUACUUCCACGUCUCCACAUAUACCUCACCCCUACUUCACAACCCUCACCCUUACUUUCACGUCUUCACAAAUACCUCACCCCUACCUCACAACCCUCACCCCUACCUUCACGUCUUCACAUAUAUCUCACCCCUACCUCACAAUCCUAACCUCUACCUCACAACCCUCACCCCUACUUCCACGUCUCCACAUAUACCUCACCCCUACCUCACAACCUUCACCCCUACCUCACAACCCUCACCCCAAACUCACAACCCUCACCCCUACAUCACAACCCUCACCUCAACCUCACAACCCUCACCCUUACCUUCACGUCUUCACAAGUACCUCACCCCUACCUCACAACCCUCACCCCUACCUUCACGUCUUCACAAAUACCUCAGCCCUACCUCACAACCCUCACCCCUACCUCGCAACCCUCACCCCUACCUUAACGUCUUCACAUAUACCUCACAACCAUCACCUCUACUUCACAACCCUCACCCCUAACUCACAACCCUCACCCCUAACUCACAACCCUCACCCCUACUUCCACGUCUUCACACAUACCUCACCCCUACCUCACAACCCUCACCCCUACUUGACAACUCUCACCCCUACUUCCACGUCUUCACAUAUACCUCACCCCUACCUCACAAUCCUCACCCCUACCUCACAACCCUCACCCCUACCUCACAACCCUCACCCCUACCUCGACGUUUUCACAUAUACCUCACCCCUACCUCACAACCCUCACCCCUACCUCACAACCCUCACCCCUACCUCCACGUCUUGA